Messenger RNA from Aphanomyces invadans, 2008 nucleotides. RefSeq lists its product as hypothetical. The record is from RefSeq and is a predicted model, not a curated record. Bases 23 to 1828 code for a protein of 601 amino acids. The transcript has a single exon. Lineage: Eukaryota; Oomycota; Saprolegniomycetes; Saprolegniales; Verrucalvaceae.
CUUGGAUUGGUUCGUUUGGUCCAUGUUCGGUGCCGCCGUCUGGCGGCGUGCGCGACGGCCGAUCUCGGUCGUGUGGAUGCCGUGGCUCGAUCCGCUGUGUGCUAUGGUGUCGACUACAGCGACACCAGUCAAAUCAAAGGUGAGGAAGCCGUUGUAUACGCUUGAGAAGCAGCGCCAGUUGCUCGAGGUUGUCCGAGCUGUUCACGAGGAGGCUGGACGGCCAAGCACAAUCUCGAUUAAGGCACGCUUCCGCGUCCCGUUCAGCGAAAAGUACCCGAUUGAACUUCACGGUGCGCGAUUCCCAGUGUCCGAACUACGUAAAGAAAAGCGGGAAGGUCGGUUGGACAUGCAAAUCGUGGCUGGGCUGGACGCGAUCGGGUUCGUAUGGGACUACGACGAAUACCAGUGGCAGCAGACCCAAUUCGCCCUGACCAAAUACAAGGAAAUCCACGGCGACUUGCUAGUGCAUUUCAACUUCGACGUUCCAACUGGCGACGUACAGUGGCCGAGGGAGCUGUGGGCAAAGAAACUCGGUUCCGUCGUCCACCACCUCCGCACGUCCAAGGCGUCACUCUUGUCAGACAAGAAACAAUGGCUCAACGACGUGGGGUUCGUUUGGGACGCGCCAGAGCUGCACUGGAAUGCGAAUCUGUCCGCGUUGAAGACGUACAAGGCAAUCCACGGCCACUUAACUGUUCCGACUCCAUUUAUCGUCCCGCACCAGGACGCGCAGUGGCCGAGAGCGAUGUGGGGCUUAAAGCUAGGCACGGUAGUGUCCAACUUGCGCAACGCGGCCUCUACUUUACUACCACAGAAGCGCGAUGCUCUGAACGAUUUGGGGUUUGUGUGGAGGCUGGUGGAGCGCGGCGUUGGUCCGAGCCCACCUGCGUCGAUCUCGCUCGAUAAACAAACACAAAUCCUGCAAGUCGUCGAAUGUCAGCGCGCCCAGCAGCCCCACACGAAGUUUGUGAACCUUCCCAGUCGAUUCAAAGUGCCCACUACUGCCUCGUGGCCGCGUCACUUGCACAAGUGCGUUGUGGACAUUUCGACCUUUCGACGGGCGUACAACGAGGGCCGUUUACAGCCAUCCAUUGUGCAAGCGCUGGACGCUAUACACUUUGUAUGGAACGACCAAAACCACCAGUGGAACUUGAAACUCGAAGCCCUUGCGAUUUACCGAGCCACGUACCACGACGUGCUCGUGGGUCAAGAUUUUGUAAUUCCCCCUGACGAUUCCACAUGGCCAGUCUACUUGUGGGGCAAAAAGCUUGGUGCUGCCGUGCUCGAUUUCCGCCUCUCUCAGCAGCACCUCUCGCAAGCCCAACGCGACGAGCUGGACGCGAUAGGAUUUGUCUGGGAUGCGAUUGAAGACCAGUGGCAGGUCAACUACGCUGGCCUCGCAACGUACAAAAGCAUCUAUGGCCACCUCCAAGUCCCUCAAGCAUUUGUCGUCCCAGACAACGACCCAAAGUGGCCACCCAAGCUCUGGAACACCCGACUGGCCAGUGUUGUCCACCAUCUCCGCCAUUGCAACCUCGCGAACGAGCGCCGUGACGCGCUGGAUGCGUUGGGAUUUGUGUGGAACCCACUAGAAGUGCAGUGGAAUCGAAACCUCCGUGCGCUCGCAUGGUUCAAAACCAUGCACGGCCAUGUCCGCAUUCCGCGGAAAUUUGUCGUGCCCGACCAAAGCCCGACCUGGCCCCAGGACUUGUGGAACAUGAAGCUAGGCAUGACUGCGUUCAACCUACGCAUUCGAAGUCGACAGGAUGGUUAUCCUGCCAACCGACUGGACCAGUUGUCCCAGCUUGGCCUCAUAGAGCCGAACUAGGCUACGGCGGACACCAUACUUCCAAAACCACGGGCUAGUGGAGGUGCAGCGACCUUUCGUCGAAUGCUCGGGUAUAGACGCUCUAGAUUCCAUUGCGUACUGAGUAGCACAUGAUAAUUAACCUGGCCUACUCGCUCGGUAGAUAAAUGCUCGUUUGCAAGUCCGAGCACAUCGUUCCAA